GCGUAACGACCAUGAGUGCCUGCAGCGACGACGACGACGACGAGACGACGCUGAGCCAACUGCUUCGGCACUCGAGCGACGACGACGACGACGACAAUAAUGACGACGACAGUGACGACAACGACGAGAGUAGCGACGACGACGACGACGAUUCGAGCUCAAAUCUGAGCUCGUCGAGCUCGGAAGAGGAGCCUCCGGACAUUUUCACCCAAGUCGGGCGCGGCUUGACGGCAGCAGCACACGCUCUUGUGGGCACACGCGAAUCGCGCUUUGCGUCGCGCACCAACACGACGCUCAAGUGGAAGCAAGACGUGGCGUACGAGCAAGCUAAAACUAUGUAUGAAGCGGAGAAGACCGCCAAACGCCAAGCCGACGCCGCCGCAGACGCCAUACGUCGGCUCGACAUGAAGCGCGAGAAGAAGACCAAGCUCCAGCGCCGCGGCAACCGCAAAAUCGCCCGCAAGAUGGCGAAAAAGAUCGCUGCCUGCGAUCUCCAGCACCAAAAGCGCGAUGCCAAGAUGACCGUCGUGUCCGAGAUUCGCCUGCACCGGCUCAGCGCUCUCCACGCCGAAGCGACGCCGGUGUUGGCUACGACCGCGUCGGCACCGACGCUGCCCAUCACCGACUUUGUCAAAAGCAUCGCGAGCCGUCGGCUCCAAGAGGCCCGCGACGACAUGCUCGCAGCAUGUAUCGACGAGGCCGACGCCCUCGGACGCCACUGCGGCAUGCUGCCCGCGAUCCGAACACCGCCCCAUGUCGUGCCCAAGGAGCAGCUCGAAACCGCGACGUCUCUAAUUCUACGACUGGCGCCCCCCCCGGACCCGAAAGCCCCCCCAAAGCUCAAGACGCUGUUCACUGUCAACCUGAAGCGCUUUCGCCACGUCGAAGACUGCAAAGGUGAUCACAUUGGUGAAGCCGCGUGCAUCGAACUCGGCAAGUCGCUUCUCACGGGCGCCUGUCCGCGCCUUCUGGAGCUCAACUUGUCCUGGAACGACAUCAAGUUGCGGGGCGUCCUAUCGCUCGCCGAGGCCUUUAAGCAAGGCGCGUGCGGCCAGAUGACGCGGCUCGACUUGCGGGCCAACAGCCUCGACGCGACGGCCCUCAUACAUCUCUUUGAGGCGCUCUCGAAAGGCGGGCUUCCCAAGCUGCAACACCUUCUUUUUGCCGGCAACCUCGUCGGCGAUCGCGGCGGGAAGGCCGUCGCCCACGCCUUCUUGGCGGGGGCGCUUCAGCAUUUGGUCACGAUCGACCUCAAGUCGAAUGGCAUCAAGAACGACGGGUGUCGGGCGAUCUAUAAUGCGUGCACAGCCGACUGCUUUCGCCGCCUCGGGCCGUCGCUCGAGCUCAUCGAUCUCCGCCGCAACCAGAUCAACUACGUCACCGCCCAGUCCCUGACACCGUGUCCCAAACACAUCUCUUUCUAGUCCUAUGCGCGUUGUCUCUCAAAAGCACCAGAUGCGGGUCUCGCGAGGCAAGGAGGCGGGUGCGUUGACGC
This is a messenger RNA of Saprolegnia diclina VS20, 1495 nucleotides long. RefSeq lists its product as hypothetical. Lineage: Eukaryota; Oomycota; Saprolegniomycetes; Saprolegniales; Saprolegniaceae. Gene Ontology annotation, molecular function: GTPase activator activity; small GTPase binding. Gene Ontology annotation, cellular component: nucleus; perinuclear region of cytoplasm; cytosol. The transcript has a single exon. Bases 12 to 1424 code for a protein of 470 amino acids. Gene Ontology annotation, biological process: activation of GTPase activity; nucleocytoplasmic transport. The record is from RefSeq and is a predicted model, not a curated record.